This is a messenger RNA of Hydatigera taeniaeformis, 1326 nucleotides long. NCBI's taxonomy places the organism in Eukaryota, Metazoa, Platyhelminthes, Cestoda, Cyclophyllidea, Taeniidae. The record is from the annotation of a GenBank genome assembly.
AUGGAUUACGAUCUACAAGGGUACAGAGUCAUUGCCAUAUUUGGAAAAAAGCGGAACGCUCAAAGCAUGUCAGCUUCCCAGUCGGUCACCUUGAGCGAAUCUACGCCAUCCAAAAGUCGCUCCAUAAUCUCCGAGUCAGCAUCCCAUUCACUGGAUAGAGACAGGCCAGUGCUUGAGGAAGAGGAUUUCACUUCUAAAUCAAAUCUACCCAGCGAUAAAAGCCUCUGGCAGCGAGGUGAAACCAUCAACAAAAAGUUAAACAAGGACGCCGACUGGAAGGUUCAGCUGCACACGUCAGAAUCGGCCUUCAACGCUCUCAUUGUUCUUGUGGUCUAUGGAACACGAGGCAACUCUGGACCCAUAAUCAUUGGUACCUCCGAUUGUGAAAAGUGUUUAUUUCGAGCCGGAAAUAUUGACCAGUUUAAAGUCAACCUUGCGGGCAUAGGUGAGAUCUUUAAGAUUCGCUUGGAAGUCAAUCAAGUGAUGAAAUCAGAAUUGCCAUAUUGGGGACUGAUAAAGGCUGUUUUUGAAAAUAUGGUUACUCACGAGCAAAUCACAUUCGAUUUCACAAAUCGUCCCUUCAUAAGAAUGUUCAACCAUUGCCAACUGAGCAGGGAGCAGGUGAGGUCUGGGGAACCAGUUAAGGAUGUCCUACCUGUCGAGAUCCUAACCUCAGAUGGCCUUGACCCGAGCGCCGGAGUAGUCCUUUACCGCAUAAAAUUAUACACUCGGUCUGUAUCAGAGGCGAAUCAGCAAAGUUACCCCAAUCCAAAGGCCACUCUCCUUGGCCGUUAUGGUGAUACCGGCCGACGAUUGAUUGUUCUCGUGAACCCGUCUUUCGAAAAGCUGGAUGACAAUGACGAGGAUAACUUGGAGGUUUACGAGUGCUUUAUUGAAGCAGUUUAUUUGGGAUGUCUCACCCAAUGCCGCAUCGGACCAAUCUCAGCGUCUCCAUCAGGAGCCCGCCUUUGUCUCGACAUCGAAGUUGUCGAUCCACUGACAGGUGAAAUCUACCGAUUUCCGGCAAAUUUGUGGAUUGGGCCAACUGAAAAAGAAGACAUGAAGGAGGCCUCACUACAACCCCAGGUGAAGCAGAUGGUUCAACAAUUGACCGAAUCCGUGUCUGAAAAUGUUAAAAAGUAUAACUUCUGGCUGUCUUUUGAUGAAGCUGUUCCCUUCACAAUUACGCCAUUUGACCGUAAAAAAGAGCUGCAGUGGCUUCCUGUGGACUCGGAUGACGUCAGUUCCCCCAUUAUUAAGUACAUUAUUAGCUACUUUGUUUUGCCAAAGCAACCUCUAAUGGUGUUCAUCGGACUGUCUGGAUGA